Molecule: messenger RNA, 1573 nt
Organism: Austrofundulus limnaeus
Lineage: Eukaryota; Metazoa; Chordata; Actinopteri; Cyprinodontiformes; Rivulidae
Product: fibroblast growth factor 6
Exons: 3
Coding region: 676-1305 (209 amino acids)
Molecular function (GO): growth factor activity
Source: RefSeq, a predicted model, not a curated record
CAAGGACACCUCAGGGAUUUUGACUCCUGAUCUUUAUCACCUGACAGGUUCUAGAAGAACCUUUUUUUGCUGGGAAAAGUUCGCUGCAGAAGAAGUGGGACCACAAGAGUCCUGUCAUUGCUCUCCGGUGACAAGUGGGCCUGUUUUUACACCUUCCUUCUAAAUAAGGAAGCAGCCUGACAGACAUAUGACCACCGAGCCAAUUUGGGAGCAGAGUGGACCCCCUCACCACCACCACCCCUCCAUCCCAUCCGGUGACAGCACUCCGUUCCGCCUCGAGCCUACCUGCUGGGAUGUCACCUGGGAUGUCAUAGCCUCGGCGAGGUGGAGUCAGGGGGGGUUCGGUUCGAAUUUAUUCCGAACCAUCAUCAAGAGAGAGGCUGUCAGAGGCAAGAGAGAGAGAGGAAGUGUGUGUGUGAGGGAGAGAGAGGGGCGCGGAGGAGCUGCAAAACAUGGUAAUCACCACCACCAACAUCACCAUCACCUCCAGCUCCGCCGCGCACUCUCCCGUCUCCUCUCCUCCUCCUCCUCCUCGCCGGGGCUGGCGCUUUAUGCCCGGAGCUCUGAUCUGCUCACCAAAAAUAACCCGCAGCCAGCAUGCCGAAGGAAGCAAAACAAGAGGAGCGGUAUUUUUAGGGUCAUUAAUUUCGACCACGUGGCCCGGAGGUAAACCGGAUGGCCGUUGCGCAAAGGCUCCCCGUCAGUAUGUCCUGCGAGGCCGGCGCGCCGCGCUGGACGCUGACCGCGGUGCUUCUCCUGCUGGGCUUUCUGCUGGGGGUCGCGUCGGCGUACCCGCUACCGAGCGGCAGGACGAACGCGACUCUGCUGGAGAGGCGAUGGGAGACCCUCUUCUCCCGCUCCGUGCUGGGGGUCUCCGGGGAGAAACCGGAGCUGAACUGGGAGAGCGACUAUCUGCUGGGCAUCAAAAGAGUGCGGAGGCUCUACUGCAACGUGGGCAUCGGGUUUCACCUUCAGAUCCUCCCCGACGGCAGGAUAAACGGUGUACAUAAUGAGAACCAGUACAGUCUGAUAGAGAUCUCCACGGUGGAGAGAGGAGUGGUGAGCCUGUUCGGGGUGAGGAGCGAGCUGUUUGUCGCAAUGAACAGCCGCGGGAGGUUAUACGGAACGACAGUCUUCCAUGACGAGUGCAAGUUCAAGGAGAGUUUGCUCCCGAACAACUACAACGCCUACGAGUCUCUGGUUUACAGAGGGUCCUACAUAGCACUGAGCAAGCAUGGCCGUGUGAAGAGGGGCAACAAAGCCACUACUGCCAUGACUGUGACGCACUUCCUACCCCGAAUAUGAUGAGGAAAAAAGAAAAAAAACUGGCAAUAACAAAUUUAUUUGCACAUGUGGAUUAUAUCCCAGGUAACACAAAUACAUAUACGUACGUACAAACACAAAAACAACAUGGACUGCUAGAGAAAGAAACACAGUUAUAUCUGAAAAUAUUUAUUCAAACUUUAUAUGUAUAUUUGGGUAGCUGACUUUGUAUUAGAAAUGAUUGAAAUACCAUUCUGUGCUGCUUUUAUAAGUUUUGUCAUCUUUUUUUUUUUUUGUGAUACGAAGAGGA